GGCAUCAUUAUCAAGCCCGAGCAGAUCGUACGCGAGUCGUGCUAUGCCAAGAAUGCUCUGAUGACUGUCGGCAGGACCACACCGUACAAGGCUGUUCUGGGCGAGACGCCCAAUCUGCUCCAGGAUUUCGAGACUCCCACGACGACUCAGCAGGAAGACCAACAGCAUCUUCAUCGAGCACGUGCGCGCGAGCUUGCUCUCUCCAGCAUGAUCGAGAAGACGGCGACCGAGCGCCUCAUCAGAUCUGAGCGCUCCCGCACACGUCCUGCUGGUCAGAAGUUUCAAUACAAGACGGGCGACCUCGUGGACAUCUUCCGGACACCGCCCAACAAGGACCUCGACGGAUGGAGAGGCCCUGCGAAGAUCGUGGACGCCACAGAGGAGACGCUCAACGACGGCAUCGUCCACGUACGCUGGGGAGGCCGCGUGCUCAUCUGCAGGCUCCAGGACGUGAGGAGGCAUACCUCGUUCUGGUCGAGCUUCUUCCUGCAGUUCCCAGACGAGUGGGCCCCGCUGCGUGCGUUCGUCACCGAACUCGGCCGUCGUAUGAUCGUCAUCGGCUGGGUCUACGCAGCACAGGGCUGGAUUAUAUUUCAGGGAGCUCGACUUCAUCCUGGGAUAUUUGCUCGAGGCCUCAUGAUUGCCCACAUGCAUAUGGGUCUCGCCAACUGCGUGGGCAUUAGAGUAGGAUAUGGCAUACACACCAUUCCUGAGAUGCACGCAGUUUCUUUCGCGCCCUUCGCCUACUGGUGCACUGGUCAGGACGGCUACAGUUACCUGGAGUGGCAAGGGGCACGCCGUCUUGAUACCACGCAGGUGUUUGGCGGACGCAGGCUCGACACCUACUGGGUGCAGUUCCUCACCGUUGCGGACGCGGAUGCAAGGACCAUGCAGCGUGAGGGACGAGAUCGUGCAUUACCAGACAUCGAUAUGGAUAAGGCCAUGGGCAGCUUCAAAGACGACUCCAACGAGGACGUGAUCCCAGCAGGAGCUUCGUCAAGCAGUGGACCGAAUGCUCUAGCGCCUGACGCAAGGCAAGUUCAGGUCCCUGACGAUGAUGACCAAGCUGAGCUCGAGACCAUACCGUAUGACGAAGACGGCGACCGUCUCGACGAGGUCUCGAUGGACGACGACGGGGAAGUGCGCGAUGAGAACCUCUACGUCGACGCUUGGUGGGCCGCGGUCAGCAGUCAUUGCAGCGGGCAGAUCAUCGAGACGAAGGAUUUCUUCAACGUGAACGAAGCACUGUCUGGAGUUCCUCAGCCGAACGCAACCGGGGGCGAGCUUCCAGCGAUCGAGUUCGACGACACGCUAGUGCACUGGAUGGAGUGUGGUCACUUCGUCACCCACAUGGACGACUGGCGAGAGGGGCGUCUCGUGCCACGAUGGGAUUCCUCCAGGCGGAGCUGGUGCUUCCUCAUCGAGAGGGAGAUGCACAACCUCACGAAGGAGGAGGAGCGCAUCCACCACAAGGACGUGCUCGCGGCCAAGCUGAAGGAGCUCAAGUCCAGGGCGGAGCUCGAAGCUUUUUGCCCCGUGCCUAGAGGAGCUGGCGAUAACGUCAUGACAGGACGUUGGGUGCUGCGGUGGAAGAUCAUCGACGGCGCGAAGACUGUCAAAGCGCGUCUGUUCAUUCGAGGUUUUAUGGGCCAGCAGCAGGGCGGCCUUGACACAGCCAGCUUCACCGCAAGGAGCACUUCACAGCGCCUCGUCCUUGGUGUCGGAGUGCAGUAUUGUUGGGCCAUCUUCAGCUGGGACAUCGGCAACGCGUUCCUGAGAGGGCUCAGCUUCACAGAGAUCAAGGAGCAGGGUGCGGAGGUCAUGCGAGAAGCGUGCUUGGAUCCACCGGCAGACGUCUUCUUCAUCUUGCAAGAGUUCAAGGCAUUCAAGGGUACCAGCAAGCUGACGCACCUGCUCAACCUCCUCAAGGGCGCCUACGGUCUGAAGGACGCCCCUAGGUUAUGGAAGCUGCGCCUGGACCAGUAUCUGACCACAGUCGGAGGGCAACAGUCCUCUCUCGAUGGAUGCAUAUGGGUGUGGUUCAAAGAUGGGAAUCUGCAUCGGCUGCUGUCUACACACAUUGAUGAUUUGAAAGGAGCAGGUACCCCUGAAUGGCGUGCUCGGCUGUUCGGACAGCUGAAGUCCAAGUUUGGCAAGAUCGCCGUGCAGGAACGAGAGUUCGAGCACUGCGGUAUCCAAUACAAGCAGCUAGACGACGGCAGCAUCACCAUCACUCAGGACCACUACAUCAAGGAGCUCAAGCCGAUCCCGCUCACAGCAGAACAGAAGUCGUCGCCAGAUGACGUGGCGGCCCCCACCAUCAUGGAUGUGAUCAAUCUGAACCGCGUGCUGAAGUGGGUCAAACGCAAGCCCUGCGUGAUUCGCUUUGAGAAGCUGUUGCCGCCGUUGCGUGUUCUCGUCAUCAGCGACUCAGCCUUCAAACGAGAGAACGGUGAGUCCAUGGCGCGCCGUGGACACAUACUUGCUUUGGCUGAGAAGCAGGGCGACAACCCAGGCGGCAGAGCUCAUUGGCUAGAGGCCGUGUCCAAGCGACAUCGUCGAGUGACGAGAUCGACCUUCGCUGCAGAGAUCAACGGUCUCGCCGAUGCCAUCGAGCCAGGCAAAGUGAUUGCAAUGCAGUGCAGCGAAGUGAUCAAUGGCACCGCCACUGCGCGCCAGAUGGCGAGUGAUGCAUCCCAAGGCAGCUGGCCCGUGCGUAUGGAAGCGGUCAUCGACGCGGACUCCGUCUUCAAGUCCGUGACAGCCGAGGACGUCAAGCUGCCGCUUGAGGAGUCACUCAUCAGUAUCGUGAUUUCCGUGAGAGAACAAUUUAGUCUUUGUCUUUUGGAGCGACUAUGGUGGUGCAGUGCGGUCGACAUGCUAGCGGGCGCCAUGACCAAGGGCGCGUGCGCACGAUAA
This is a messenger RNA of Prorocentrum cordatum, 2919 nucleotides long. The record is from the annotation of a GenBank genome assembly. NCBI's taxonomy places the organism in Eukaryota, Dinophyceae, Prorocentrales, Prorocentraceae.